This is a messenger RNA of Durio zibethinus, 3944 nucleotides long. The record is from RefSeq and is a predicted model, not a curated record. Lineage: Eukaryota; Viridiplantae; Streptophyta; Magnoliopsida; Malvales; Malvaceae.
CAGAACCCGACCGCUCUUCAUUAAAAAGAACAGAACAAAGACAGAUUUAAGACUAGUCCGUGAACCAAAGAUGAUAUAUAUAAAAAGGGCAAAAAACACAGUUGCUAAAUGCUAAUAUAAAUUGUGGUGGUGAGUCGAAGGCAAAAUUUUGGGUGUUGGGUUGGGUUUGGUCUCGUCAGCUAGCACGUUGCACUAUUUUCUUUUGUCCUCGAAUUGCCUAUGCAGAAAGUGGAAAGCCAUUGCAUCACGCCUCUCUCUCUCUCUCUCUCUGUCUCUCUCUCGCUCUUUCUUCUGCUUCUUCUCUUAGUAACUCCCUAUUUCCUUUGAUUUCCGGCGUUUUGGUUAAAAAUCUGUCUCAAAGCUUGAAUCUUGAACAAGAAUCUUUGAAACCCAAAACCCCAAAAAAACUACUUGUCUUUUCAACUCAACCGCUUUAAAUGUUUUAAAGUCUUCCCCAAAGAAACACCCUUUGACGUUAUUUUUAAUUCCAUAACUACUUGCUUGAUUAAGUCUACGUAUGGAUUCAAUUCUUGAAACUUGAAAUUCCACCAAAAGAGAAAAUCAAGCAAAAAAAUGAUUACAAAAUUGCCGGUUACCCAGUUAAAAGCAUCCAAUUUUGGGUUGAAUUACUUGAUUUCUGGCAACAAAGACGUUUCCAAGUUUGGGUAUUUCUCAAGAAACUCUGCUUCACACCACAUGUUAAGGUUGAAGCUUGUGGGAGCUCAGGGAGAUAGAUGGAAGCUCAAUGACUUUGAUGCCAAUGCUAUGCAAGAAAGAAUUAAUUCAUGGCUGUCAAAGACCCAGCAUUUUUUGACCGAGGUAGCUUUGCCACUAGUAAAAACUGGUCAGAGUGGAAAUCCUGAUCCUGGAAAUGAGAUUGAUCCUCAAGACAUGGAGGAUAUUUUUUUGGCAGAACAGACUAUUCCUAGUAGCAUGCCUAAUGGACAUCUUUCAUUACCUGCUAUUGUGUCUAUUGAGCAGUUUAGCAGGAUGAAUGGAUUGACUGGACAAAAAAUGCAGAAGAUAUUUAAAGCUCUUGUUCCUAAAAAUGUGUAUGAUGAUGCUCGUAAUUUGGUGGAGUAUUGCUGCUUUAGGUUCUUGUCAAAGGAUUCCUCUGAUCUGCAUCCUUGCCUCAAGGAACCUGCAUUCCAGAGACUAAUAUUCAUCACAAUGCUUGCUUGGGAGAAUCCUUACUGUGAUAAAAAUGAUUUGCAUGCUCAUGCAUCGAGAAAAGCUUCUUUUCAGGGAAAGCUGGUGGGAGAAGAGGCUUUCACUUGUAUCGCUCCAGCAAUUUCUGGUGUAGCUGAUCGCCCUACAGUACAUAACCUUUUCAAAGCUCUUAUUGGUGAUAAACAAGGCAUCUCGUUAAGAGUGUGGCUAACGUAUAUUGAUGAAAUUCUCAAAGUGCAUGAAGGAAGGAGAUCAUAUCAGAUCCACGAAUAUCCUCAACUCUUAGAGGAAAGAAUCUUGUGCAUUGGUUCUAGCAGGAAACGACCUGUUCUAAAAUGGGAGAAUAACAUGGCAUGGCCUGGAAAACUUACUCUAACGGAUAAAGCACUGUAUUUUGAGGCAGUUGGACUUCAAGGGCCAAAAGAUGCAAUAAGACUUGAUCUUACAGGGAAUGGAUUGCAAGUGAAGAAAGUAAAAGUUGGACCUUUCAAUUCAGGGCUUUUUGACUCUGGAGUAGCUGUUUCAUCUGGUUGCGGAUCACAAACAUGGGUGCUGGAGUUUGUUGACUUGGGAGGUGAAUUGAGACGAGAUGUUUGGCAUGCAUUUAUCAGUGAAAUUAUUACUCUACACAAGUUUCUUAGUGAGUAUGGGCCAGAUGAUGAUGAUCAAUCACUAUUUCAAGUAUUCGGUUCUCACAAAGGGAAGGAAAGGGCUAUCACAGGUGCUGUUAAUGGCAUUGCAAGACUUCAGGCACUCCAAUUUAUGCGAAAGCCAUUGGAUGAUCCAAUCAAACUUGUUCAGUUCUCUUUUUUGCAAAAUGCACCCCAUGGUGAUGUUGUUUUCCAAACUCUUGCUGUAAAUUAUUGGGGUGGACCAUUAGUUGCAAAAGUUACAGAUGCAGGGUAUCAACGAGCUCAAGGAAUGAGCCAUUCUGAAGAGGUAUUUGAAAUUAGUGAUCACGUAUUUGACAUAGAUGGAAGUGUUUACUUGCGGAAGUGGAUGAGAUCUCCAUGUUGGGGUUCUAGUGCAUCCAUUAGUUUUUGGAAGCUUUCUUCAACUAGACAAGGAGUAGUGUUAAAUAAAAAUCUCGUUGUGGCUGAUGAGACCCUAGUAGAAAGGGCAGCAGCAAUCUGUAAAACAAAAUACCAGGCGGUGGAAAAAACUCAAGCCACAAUUGACGCAGAACUUCAAGGAAUACCCAGUAAUAUUGACCUUUUCAAGGAACUUAUUCUUCCUUUGACAAUAACUGCUAGGAAUUUUGAAAAGCUUAGACGCUGGGAGGAGCCACACCUGACUCUCUCUUUUCUUGCAUUCGCAUGUACAAUUAUUUUCAGAAAUCUGCUGUCAUAUGUGUUUCCCAUGGCAUUGAUUGUCCUAGCCACUGGCAUGCUAACACUUAAAGGGCUCAAGGAGCAAGGUCGUCUUGGUAGAUCUUUCGGAAAAGUCACUAUCCAUGAUCAGCCACCUUCAAAUACUAUUAAAAAGAUUAUAGCUGUAAAAGAUGCCAUGCAUGAUGUGGAAAACUAUCUCCAGAAUCUGAAUGUUUCUCUCCUUAAAUUACGUGCAAUUCUCCUUGCAGGUCAGCCUCAGAUAACAACUGAAGUUGCAGUGGUGUUGUUAUCAUCUGCAACCGUUCUUCUCACUGUCCCUUUCAAGUAUGUUCUUGCAUUUCUUCUAUGCGAUCUCUUCACUCAAGAGCUUGAAUUCAGGAGGGAAAUGGUUAAGAGAUUCUUAAGUUUCCUGAAGGAGCGUUGGCUCACUCUGCCAGCAGCCCCUGUAAUUGUAUUACCAUUUGAAGAUGAGGAGUCCAAAUCAGCGUCUCAAACAAGCCAGACAGAUAAAAAGGCAAUCAGAAAGAAGGCAGAGCAAUAGCAGGCAUACUGAAUUUCUUCCUCCAUUUUUGUAUGGACAUUGCUGCACUAAUACACAUGGCAAUUUAAUCCUUGCUCUUGGCCCUAUGAAUUAUAGGAAGAUGACUGUUUGAGUUAGUUGAUGGAAUUGGACUCUUCCGCUCUAAAGCACAUUAUUCAAAGGGAUGGGGAAUUAUAUCAUAUUCAUUGCAAAUUUCUUACACAUCACCAUACUUAGCUAUUUCAUCAAGAUGUGGGGAUUUCAUUUGAGGAAGAACUAAACAUCUGGUGAUGCUUAUUCUGAAUUACUGAUAAAAGUGGACUGCUCUGGGAGGUUAUAUUUUCUAUAUGCAUCAUUCAUCCAGGUUGUAUGCUAAAGAACCAGAAGCAAAAGAAGGGAAUAAGACAUAGCAUAUCUUUAGAUGUCAGAAUAAUACACCAUGUACAGGAUUUUCUAAAUGUUGUAAAAUGGGAAGGCCCUGUGGGUGCUGGAGUUCAGGAUGGUAAGGACCAAAGGAGCAUUUGGCAACAAUGCCCUGCACCCUGCCGCCCCUUUAGUUGUAUUAACAUUUGAAGGGGAUUAAUCCUGAUCAGUGAAUCAAAGAAGCUGACCUGACAAAGGAGCAAUCAGAAAGAAGGCAGAGCAGCAGCAGCAGCCGGCGGCAGGCCUAGAUGGAAUUUACAGUUUGACACUCACGUAUGCUCUCGUUGUGAAAUUUUGGUUACUAUCUCAGAACACAAAACGGGCAAAAGUGCAUUGCAUUUCUUCUUUGCCACUGAAGUGUGUGACUAUUUAAUUCUUCUUUUAAUGUUUUUGGUCAUUAUGAUUAUUUGAGUUAGUUGAUGGCUCUGGACCCAUCUGUUUUAAAGCACAUUAACUAGAUUUGACAAUGGAAAUCUUUCAUAUUCAUCACUAACUUCCGU